AUGGAGCUGGGGGAUAGGUUGGUGGAUCCAGCUACAAUAAGCUUGAACGAUAUAGACUGCACGACUGCAGGAAUUAUCGAAUCGAAAACCCAAAACACCCGACAUGAUCAAACUGUAACUACCGUCGUUGUUGGCAGAAAUGAGCACAAUCAGCAACCAGUCCAAAAUAGCCGCAAUGAGAACUACAACCGUGAACCAUUUCAAAAAAGCACAAUUCUCAAAAUCCAUCAGGAUAUGAUCAAACAGCGGCAAUUCCAAGACAGUUUCAAGAACAACACCAUCGAUAAUCGGUACAAUCAACCAAACCAAAAUGGUCUUGAUGUCGAAUAUCGCCAUGUUCGGUACCACCAUCAACCACUUCAAACCAGCACCAAUGUUGGCUCCAGCGAUGAUCUGAACAUUUCUGAAUCACUAAUCCAAGACUAUCACCAUGGCGACGUCAAUGAUUAUCAGUACGAGCCUCAACUACUUCCCAGUAGCACCAGUCGCAUGUACAAUCAACAACCAUUGUUGAGUAACUCCGAUACUGACGACAGCAAUGAUCCGUACACUAAUCAACCACAUAGCUCUAAUGGCAAACCAAUCAAUCCGUACAGACAAAGAUCAUUCCAAAACGGUGCAGGUUUCAACGCCAACAGUGAGCGUCGCCAACCAUCCCAUUCCGUUGAGUCAGUUAUCAAAAAGACAGAUCGCAGAAAACAAAAGUUUUCAACGGAUGAAAUGUCUUCUAAUAAGCAAAAGAAUUAUGAUCAGACUACCGUAGAUGCUGCGUACAGAAGAAGCAGGGGUUUUCAUGGUACUCAAUCGUCUUCAUCAUCUGACUCCCAAGCCUCGUCCUCAACCUCUGACUCCGAAACAUCUGAAUAUUAUGAAGCACGUCUGGCUGCCCCUCUUAAAAAUGGCGCUGCGCUCGACACCAAAGUUCUAUGCAACUCUAUUCUUCAAGAACUGGAAACCAAGAAAAUCCCACAAACAAUUUUCGCCAAAAGAGUCAUUAAUCGCUGCCAAGGAACGCUUUCCGAGCUUAUAAGAAAACCAAAACCAUGGGAUAGUCUCAAAUCUGGUCAUGGAAUUUAUGUCCGUCUUUACAAUUGGUACCAAUUGCCAGAGGAACAAAGAAUGGAAAUUGUUGAUAAGAAAAUUAAUUGGUCUGUUCCGGCGAAGAAGGAAAAUGCUCGCAAGAGAAAACGUACGACUGAAGGUCCCGCUCCAAAGAAGGCACGCACCGAGUUCCAUCCAGUUACAAAGAAUGCUCUGAAAACCAUCUACGAUGAGGAUCCAAAGCCAUCAAGCGAAAUGUUGGGUAUUAUUGCGGAAACUCUCAAAUUGGACAAACGCAGCGUUACGAAUUUCUUCCAAAACACUCGCAGACGGACCAAAUAUCAGAAGGACUGCAGUCGUCAUCCAGUCAACGAGUACCAAGAAGAAAAUCAACAAGGAGAUUGCUAUUGA
Molecule: messenger RNA, 1452 nt
Organism: Caenorhabditis briggsae
Lineage: Eukaryota; Metazoa; Nematoda; Chromadorea; Rhabditida; Rhabditidae
Exons: 4
Coding region: 1-1452 (483 amino acids)
Biological process (GO): regulation of transcription by RNA polymerase II
Cellular component (GO): nucleus
Molecular function (GO): DNA-binding transcription factor activity, RNA polymerase II-specific; RNA polymerase II cis-regulatory region sequence-specific DNA binding
Source: RefSeq, a predicted model, not a curated record